UCGAGUCAUGGAUGUAAAUCUCAUUUUGCUGUUUGUUUACAUAAUAUUCUACAACAUUAUCUUUGCAAAUGGUAUUAAAAUUCAGACGGCCAUUUUUCAAGUACCUCGUAACCACCCGGACAUACGUAAAUGUGCAAUGGAAAUUCUACACAUUAACAAUGUUACUGGUGCACGAAUAUCUGAUCAGACAGGAAAAUGCGAGAAAUUGACAGAUGAAUAUACGACUGUUGCACCAGGAUAUGAAUACAUCGAAAAGGUGUAUUUUAAAAUAGAGUUUCAACCAGCGAUUUCAACUGAUCUAAUAAAUCCUAUUGAUCGUAAGGUAAACCUACUGUACUUACCCCUCACAAUGUGGUCUAGGCUGGACUUCAGUUUUGUUCGGAAGCCACCUUCGCAAUAG
Molecule: messenger RNA, 400 nt
Organism: Ruditapes philippinarum (Manila clam)
Lineage: Eukaryota; Metazoa; Mollusca; Bivalvia; Venerida; Veneridae
Exons: 3
Coding region: 8-400 (130 amino acids)
Source: RefSeq, a predicted model, not a curated record